Molecule: messenger RNA, 872 nt
Organism: Aplosporella prunicola CBS 121167
Lineage: Eukaryota; Fungi; Ascomycota; Dothideomycetes; Botryosphaeriales; Aplosporellaceae
Exons: 3
Coding region: 55-639 (194 amino acids)
Biological process (GO): protein ubiquitination
Cellular component (GO): cytoplasm
Molecular function (GO): ubiquitin protein ligase activity
Source: RefSeq, a predicted model, not a curated record
ACCUAUCAUCCUCUUCUCAAGGCUCCAUCUCCAUCCUUCCUACCCACCACCAUCAUGUCCGGCUAUGAAGACGAACACAACAUCCCCAAGGACCAGCAGUCCGCGCCCCAAGAGCGACGCCGCCCCGACAUGACGACCUUUUUCAGCGCCAUUGACCGGCUAGACUACCACGACCCGGCGCAUCCUGACCGGCACAGCGGUCGCGUCGCGCCGGAACCAGGCAACAUCUCGGCGCUGUACAACUUGCUGGCCGACAGUCUGGCAUUCAUGGAGCGCGAGGGCCAUACGGACGUCGCCAGUCAGAUGCUCGCGGCUGCGCAGGAGUGGGCUGAUAACCCGCCGCGCGAGGUCGAUGGCGUGCCUGACAGCUUUCUGGAUGGGCUGGAGCGCGUGCCGAAGAAGGAGCUGAAGAAGGACGAUACGUGCCCGAUUUGCGGAAUGGCAUUCUUGGACGAUCAAUUCCCGCUCGUCGUUGAGCUGCCUUGCCACUCGUCGCAUCGCUUCGAUCUCGACUGCAUACGGCCCUGGUUGAAGCUGAACAGCACCUGUCCGCUCGACCGCAAGAACCUGUUGAAGAAGAAGGAGCCCACACCGCCGCCUCAGGAUGAAGAGGAGGAGUACGAUGAUAUGUAUGCUUAGGUUUGGUUGUUUGACAUGCAUUGCGGUGGCGUUUGGGAUUGAUAUCCGGAUGUGGUUACCCGAAGUGAACGCAUAAAGAAAUUGAACGACAUGAGAGUUUGCUGCUCCAUUGACUCUAAAUGCAAGGGUCUUUAGCAUUGUGGAAGUUAUGUAUGGCGUUGAAUGAUACUCGUGGCUAAUUGUAUUCUAGCAGCGACUGUGAGGUUAAUGGCUGAUUGUAUUUAGCAAAGGCG